This is a messenger RNA of Scaptodrosophila lebanonensis, 1439 nucleotides long. RefSeq names its product zinc carboxypeptidase-like. Gene Ontology annotation, molecular function: zinc ion binding; metallocarboxypeptidase activity. Bases 54 to 1322 code for a protein of 422 amino acids. Gene Ontology annotation, biological process: proteolysis. The transcript is spliced from 4 exons. Lineage: Eukaryota; Metazoa; Arthropoda; Insecta; Diptera; Drosophilidae. The record is from RefSeq and is a predicted model, not a curated record.
UGAUCACUCGUCUAAGAAUACUAUUUGUUGCAGUACCCGAUAAACUUGCUAGGAUGAAGUUGCUUUUCACACUCGCUGUGUUGUCUUUGGUUGCAAUAGCCAUGGCCAAUGCAGGACGAACGGCCACACGCUAUGAUAACUUCAAGGUAUACAAAGUCUUUAUCAAGAACCGUCUGCAGCUGGAGGAGUUUAAGAAAAUCCACCACCAAAUACCCGUGCAUUUUCUAAAUGAGAUUGCGGGUCCUGGUCGCAGCUAUGAUAUAGUUGUGGCACCCGGGCAUCAGCGAGCCAUAGAGAAGCUUUUUGACUUUUUGGAAAUUGUCUUUGAGACCGUGAUCGAGGAUCUGCAAAAAGUGCUGGACAUGUCGGCCUACUCCUCUGGCUCCGACAUGGACUGGGAUACGUAUCAUGAAUUGGAUGUAAUUUAUGAUUGGAUUGAUCAGCAAUGUGACAAGCAUGACUUCCUGGAUUGCGACGUCAUCGGGCACUCGCACGAGGGGCGUGCCAUCAAGAGUGUCAAAUUGUCUAAGAAAGGCGGCAACAAGGCCGUAUUCAUUGAGGGAAACAUUCAUGCCAUGGAAUGGAUUUCGUCAGCCACCGUAACCUAUAUUUUGAAUCAGCUUAUUAACUCGGACGACUCCAAGAUGCAAGAGUUGUCCGAGAAAUACGAUUGGAUCUUUGUGCCCAUGGUUAAUCCAGAUGGCUUCGUAUACACUCACGAAGUGGAGCGUUUAUGGCGCAAGAAUCGUCGCCCCAGCGGCUACACCAACUCCUCGGGCGAUUGCUAUGGCAUUGAUAUGAAUCGUAAUUUCGAUUACCAUUGGGGCGGCGCUGGCUGGAACAUAGAUGAACCUUGUGAUCAUUGGUUUGGUGGAGACGAGCCUAACACUGAAGUCGAGAUUGUUGCAUUGCAGAAGUUUGUCAGCUCCUUCGAUGAUGGCUAUAUACGCUCAUACAUGGCGUUCCAUGCUUACGGCCAGUACAUUCUGCUGCCCUACGGCCAUUCGAACACCGAGUUCCCGCCCAAUUACGACCAAAUGAUGCGCAUUGCCGAGGCAUUUGCCGAUAGCGCCGUUGAACCCUACGGCUCGAAGUUCACAUAUGGUGCCAGCGGCUUGUUGAACUAUGUGGUGUCCGGCGCUGCCAAGGAUUGGGCGUAUGGAGAGAAGAAAAUCCCUUUCACCUGCACUGUCGAGUUGCGUGACAAGGGCACAUAUGGUUUCUUCCUGCCGUCAAACCAGAUCACGGAAGUGGGCGUCGAGGUUACGGAAGGUCUAAAGGCUUUGAUUGACAAGGCCGAGGAUGAGGGCAUAUUCGACUGAGAACACGACUUGAAGUAAAACACAUUGUUAUUGAGCAUAUAAAAAAUUGUUACUUGAUUUAAGUUAAUACUCAAGUUAAACAGCAAACUUUAUUGAAAUGUUAAAUUAACCAAACAA